This is a messenger RNA of Funneliformis mosseae, 234 nucleotides long. Lineage: Eukaryota; Fungi; Glomeromycota; Glomeromycetes; Glomerales; Glomeraceae. The record is from the annotation of a GenBank genome assembly.
AUGAACAAUUUCGAAAAAGGAAAGGAACUAGAAGACAAAACUGCCGAUAGAUUGGAUGCUGUAGGAGUCAAAAAUAAUAAAAAUGGGAAUCGAAAGCUCUUCGUGGCCACGGUUUCGAUAGUGAACGUUCUUCCCUAUUUCCGAAGUACUUCUGUUGAACGUCUUUUCAAAAGGAUUUCGAUGCACGUACACUUUGUGGUCUCGGUCGCAAACGACUCUGAACGUUCUUCUUAA